AUGAACCAAAAUCUCAACUUUACCUUUUCAACUUCAUUUACCGUGACCCUGCUCUGGAUCUUGACUACCAAGGCGCAGAGCUAUACCAUCGAGCGAACUAUCAGAAAAACAUUUCUAGAGAAGAUGGCUGCAACAACUUUUAUGAAUAUGACCGGUGACUCCGAGUCCAGCUUAAGUGCAUACCAGCGCCAGCAAACUCUCCCAGAAACUUUACGCUUUCGCCCAUUGCCUGCUCCUCUAGCAGAGGAAACAACUACCCCAUUCGCUACCCUCCAAAUUCCGGAUCAGCCCGUGCCUUGCCGACGGUGUCUCCAGGACAGUCGAGUUGGCGAUGAGAUGCUACUAUUGUCAUACAACCCCUUCCUCGGCAAGAGUCCUUAUCAAUGCGCCUCGCCCAUCUACGUUCACUCCAAGCCGGCGUGCGCGGACGCGGCUGUGCAAUUGUCGGGUGGACCAAUUCCCGAACAGCUGAGCAAACGACUCUUGUCCAUUCGCGCCUACGACAGUAAGCAUAUGAUGCGUGGCAACGAAGUCGUGGACGGAAAUCAGUUGCUGGAGGCUUGCCAGCGGCUGUUGGGCGAUGACGCUUCAGCCGAGUAUUGUCAUGUGCACUUUGGUGGACCAGGGUGCUUUGCUGUCCGGAUCGAGAAAGUGUCUCAGCCUAGCUAG
Xylaria bambusicola is the source of this 669-nucleotide messenger RNA. RefSeq lists its product as uncharacterized. Bases 1 to 669 code for a protein of 222 amino acids. The record is from RefSeq and is a predicted model, not a curated record. NCBI's taxonomy places the organism in Eukaryota, Fungi, Ascomycota, Sordariomycetes, Xylariales, Xylariaceae. The transcript is spliced from 2 exons.